UCGAACGACUCUUAUGUGGAUGCUGGAGGUGGUAAUGCGAUUACUUUUAAAGGCCAGACGGUCACGCGAAAUGUGAUAUUGCUUUCAAGCCUACAAAUGGCUGACUGAAAUCAAAAUCUCUUUUUCUUUGUGGUAAAGCCGAGAUUUUUGUGCGCUCCUUGAAUCAUCUUCAGAAUUUGUCACACUUUGACUUGAUAGUAACUUGAUGUAAUAUUACAUUUGAUCUUUCUUCACAUGAUUUGAGUUCACCAUCGUUCAGCUCGCCGUUGUGUCUGGCCGAUUAAAUAAGCUGAAAACCUUUUAUUUUUACCUCUGUCGGAUCAGGAGAUUCAAAGAAGUAUCAUUCUUCUUUCUACAACUAUCACGAUUUAUAAAUGUUAGAUAAUGGGCCUCUUUGAAUACUUCAGCUUGAUUUUGUUCAUCAUUACUACUCUAGAGGAUGUUUCUGCAGCAAGCAACCAAUCAUCUUUCCAAGUACUCUGCGACUUUGGCAGUUCGCUUUACUUGACAAACAACAAAGUUACAGUGAAUGGUUCGUUGACCUCACACUUCAAAAAUGCAAGGAAAUGUGAUGUGAAGGGCCGCAGCAAAUCAGCUAUCAUGCGUGUGACAUUAGCUGGGUUUAAUUCUUCAAGCAACAUUAGUGCACUCUACUCUAUGGUUCUUGAAAACUUGAAUGUCUUGUUUGUAGGGGUAGCUCAGAGCAAUGACUCGCAGCAUGUACAAGAGUUUCACUUCCACGCCUGCCCUCAGUCUUUGAUGCACAAGUCUGUAAGUGCCAUGGAUCUUGAACUACUGUUCUUCGGAGCUCCUGCAAAUGAAUCUUUUAAAUUAGAGGUUGAGUUGGAUAACUCAGUGUUAGCUCCUGGUGAAUUAACAGAUGUUUCUGUUCGCUCUGACGGUUUAACUGAAGUCAAAGCAUUUGACAUUACAGAGGAUCAGCUUUCGAGACUAUUUCAAAUUACUGUCUCAUCAGUUGAUGCUGAAAUGGAAUGUGUCUUGGUGGUGUCCCAGAGCUGUUUUGCAACACAAAGUAAAGGCCUUGCGGAAAAGAGCUCUGAUGAAGGAAAACAAGCAAUUCAACUCACCUUUACAAAUUCUGGACGCAUCACUUUAUCUCAGUAUUCAAGACCCAAAAUUAUGACAGGACGCUGGUAUAUUGGACUACGCAGCUCCUUCACUAAAAGAGAUAGCAUCAAACCGAAGGUGGUGACAGUAUCUGUGACUCAGGGGUAUAAGUAUGAUACCCUUGGAAAAGCACUUCCUGCUGGGUACAUGUGCCUUAUUACCAUAUUUGGUGGUCUUGCCAUAAGCAUUUUUGCCCAUUUCUUUCUUAACUCUGACUUUGAGAAGUGCAAGGCUCCUUUUCAUUUGGAGAAUACUGCUUCUGAAUUAAGAGCGAGGGUGCCAAGCGAGGGCAUCAUAAAACAUGUUCCAGAGCCAUUACCAUGGAAAACAAUCCCACUGAAACGAUGGCUGCAAAUUAUUAGCUUUGCAUGGUUUAAACAUGGGAUAAAGACAUAUCCCUACUUGACUGGAGUUCUUGCUAUCAGUUUCAUGGUUGGCUCGGCCCAGUUUGUGAUUGCGCGCUGGUCAAACAUGAUUGAAGAAGGAAAUCGCGAUCUCUGCUAUUACAACGAGCUUUGUUAUCGACCAAUUGCUGUAGCUGACCUUCCUUCUAAUUUCAUGCUUAGCAAUGUUCCCUAUGUCAUUCACGGUAUCUUCUUGGCCUUGUCAUUUUCUCUUAGGGAAGCAAUCACUUUUGAUGUCAAUAAAUCUGGUCACAAGUAUGUUAUGAGAGGGGCAUGUGCCAAACAUUUCAGACCAUAUGAUUACUCUGUGGCAUAUGCCCUGGCAUGGGCAUUGGUCUUUGAAGGUCUGUUUUCAGCCACCUAUCAUCUCUGUCCUUCUCGACUCACGUUUCAGUUUGAUUCUGCUUUCAUGUUUAUAAUCUCAGGUUUAGUUGUGAUUGCUCUUUACAACUGCCGUGUAAGAAGUGAAUCUCUACUAGAUGCAGAUGAAGCAUCUUCAAAAUCCAGUGAAACAACAGUCCAGGCACCUAAGUAUUUCUUGUUCUUUGUGGCGCCAUUGCUGGUGUUUAACUAUGUUGGUUCAGUGCGGGAUACCAAUGGUCUUCCACAAUUUGUUGAAGUUGCAUACUGGAUUGCUCUGGUUUUUUGGUUGGUGGUAAUGUAUAUGUGGACUUUCAAGAAAGUUGGUGUGCCAUGCAGAUGGAAGAACUGCAGCAAUGAUGAGAAAUGCUGGUCAGUGGAAGCUUUUGUAAAGUGGACCUGGAUAAUUGUAUUCCCACUCUGCUUGCUGAUUAUUGGUUUUAAACAGAAAGAUGACUGGUCUCAGUUUUUCUUGUUUUCAUGUGUGGCUGCAGUGGCCCUGAGUAUUGUUGGCCUGAUGAGCUUUGAUGUGGCAGUGUCUUUUAAGAGGCAUAGAUCUGUUGGUGGAAAUUGCUGGAGUGGGAUGAAACAGCUUUGCAGCCUAAGCCAAAUUUUUGAGCUCCUUUGGAGCAACUGGCAUCGUUUGCUAUUCAUGCUUGUGAAUUUCCUCUUCUGGGUUUUCGCCAUGUACUUUUUCAAGAUCAAGUCAACCACAAAGAAAACCUCGGCACCAAGCUUCUCACGUACUCGCAAUGAAGAAUGCAUCUUGUGGGACUUCUUCGAUUACCAUGACCUCUGGCACAUGCUGUCUUCAUUUGCCUUGUUCAUGAGUGCAUAUCUGUUGAUUUAUGUCACCAGAAAAGUGGAGAUCUACUACUGGGUGGAAAACUUGUACUGGAAAAAUAAAACAACUGAAAACAAUGGAACAUUGGGAAGUGCAGAGAAGAUUGUGUUGCCAAACCUUGACGCAGAGUCGAUAGAUGCUCCGCACGAUCGAAGAGCGUCGAUGGCAAGUAAUGCUUAGACCUUCGUGAUUGGAAGAGAUCCUUAUAUGGGGUAGAAAAGACUGAUGAGGCCUUGUCAUCGAACUUUUUUCUUCAUGUUACUGCGUGCAUACAUAGUAAGAAUGAUAUAUGGAGAUGUAAAUAUCAGAGUGAUAACUUCGUUGAAUAGUCGAAGAACUUUCAAUGUUUGUUAAAGGUUUUGCGUUAUACCAAAAUUAAAGCUCCAAGUAGGAUAGGUUUGAAGGAAACGUUACCAGUCGUUUAACGUUAAAGCUAGGAUACACCUGAGGUAGAAGCUCUGGCAAUUUUUUUCUCGUCGAUGGGCGGCUCCUCAGUUUAGUACAUUAACCAAUAAACCGCAGGACAUGUUCUCCACAUGUUUCGGCAAGACGAAAUAGAAGGCUUGUGAUAUUCUAUUUCUUUCUGUUAAUUGUCCAGGUAAUUAAACCAAAUUGACAGAAGAGAGAUAGAGUGGAAUCGGUGUUAAACACAUACCGAUAGCGUUAUUUAUUAGGAUUUAGGUUAGUCAAGCUCGUACGUUUUGUAAUUCUGAGAUAAUCACAUAGCGAAAAAUGACAAGUUUUAUGGGUUUUCUGUCUGUCGAGAAAACUUUUUGAUGGCCAUUUUUCUUGUAAUACUUAGUCUGUUCCAUGGUAAUGAAGUUGUUCAAAUAUUUUUGUUAGGCAAUUGAUUGAACCAAAAUAGUAGUCUGUUCCAUGGUAAUGAAGUUGUUCAAAUAUUUUUGUUAGGCAAUUGAUUGAACCAAAAUAGUAGUCUGUUCCAUGGUAAUGAAGUUGUUCAAAUAUUUUUGUUAGGCAAUUGAUUGAACCAAAAUAGUAGUCUGUUCCAUGGUAAUGAAGUUGUUCAAAUAUUUUUGUUAGGCAAUUGAUUGAACCAAAAUAGUAGUCUGUUCCAUGGUAAUGAAGUUGUUCAAAUAUUUUUGUUAGGCAAUUGAUUGAACCAAAAUAGUAGUCUGUUCCAUGGUAAUGAAGUUGUUCAAAUAUUUUUGUUAGGCAAUUGAUUGAACCAAAAUAGUAGUCUGUUCCAUGGUAAUGAAGUUGUUCAAAUAUUUUUGUUAGGCAAUUGAUUGAACCAAAAUAGUAGUCUGUUCCAUGGUAAUGAAGUUGUUCAAAUAUUUUUGUUAGGCAAUUGAUUGAACCAAAAUAGUAGUCUGUUCCAUGGUAAUGAAGUUGUUCAAAUAUUUUUGUUAGGCAAUUGAUUGAACCAAAAUAGUAGUCUGUUCCAUGGUAAUGAAGUUGUUCAAAUAUUUUUGUUAGGCAAUUG
This is a messenger RNA of Stylophora pistillata, 4180 nucleotides long. RefSeq lists its product as uncharacterized. The record is from RefSeq and is a predicted model, not a curated record. Gene Ontology annotation, molecular function: RNA transmembrane transporter activity; double-stranded RNA binding. Gene Ontology annotation, cellular component: plasma membrane; lysosome. Lineage: Eukaryota; Metazoa; Cnidaria; Anthozoa; Scleractinia; Pocilloporidae. Gene Ontology annotation, biological process: RNA transport.